Molecule: messenger RNA, 216 nt
Organism: Echinostoma caproni
Lineage: Eukaryota; Metazoa; Platyhelminthes; Trematoda; Plagiorchiida; Echinostomatidae
Source: the annotation of a GenBank genome assembly
AUGAAGAUACCAUUGCCGAACGCGUUUGCAGACGGAGAUGUGGAGAAGUGGAUUCGCGAUUUUGAAUUAAUCGCAUCAUGCAACGGCAUCAAAGGGAGUGCGCAUCUAGUUACUGCGUUGGGUACACUGCUUUCCGGACGAGCGAGGGCCGCUUACGAUUUGAAUUUGGAAAGCAACCAAGCUAUGACUAUGAAAAUUUGCAUGCCCUGUUGGUGA